AUGGGCAAACCAAAGGGCCUUCUGAAGGACUUCAAGCCAAAGAAAAAGGCUGCUAAACAGGAACCUGUGACCGCCGAUGACUUUUUAGCGACCGGCGUUGAACUGGAAGAGGCGGGCGAGAAAUGGCGAGCUGGAGAUGCCGCCAAGUCCAUGCGCUUCUUCAUGCGUGCCAUUGCCAACUACGAUGAUGGAUUACGAAGGCACCCCACAGCCUUUGACCUGGCCUAUAACAAGGCUCGAGUGCAGUAUGAUAUCACUCAACACCCUAAAUUGGCUGCCCAGCUGCCCGCACCACCGGCGGAGCUUUUGACAGUGGCGCUCCAAUCUCACCGGGAUGCCAUCAAGCUGGAUCAAGAUAACACCGAUGCCUUGUUCAACAGCGGUCAGGUGCUAAACAGUCUGGCGGAGGCCAUUUCGGAUUCCAAGCAUCCGGGAGAGGAGCAACUCGUGCAGGCAAGCACAUACCUCCAAGAGGCCAUUGAACUGUUCCAACGAUGUCUCUUGCUUCAGGAGUUGAAGUAUACAGAAAUGCAAGAGGAGAUUGAACAGAUGAUGUCCAGUGCUCAGGCUGAGCCUACUGAACCGGCGCCAGCACCCUCAGACAGUACCCAGCCUCAUCCUGAAGAUGGAGAACAGGAGCAAUGGGCGGCAGUCGUUGAACCAGUGACCAAGAAUACCCUGGUAGACACUGCUGUCGCGCAGCUGGAUACCCUCACGACCCUUUGUCACGUUCUGAGUAAUAACCCCAGCGCUGGCGGUGUAGGGUGGGUACAGGAGUAUUCUUCAGGACUCAUCCAAACCCGGCUGCCUGCCUACAUGGAAGGCUCCGACCGGCUGUAUGAGGCGGGACUCUCACGGGCCAAAUUUAUUGGUGCUUUGAACGAUCUUCUCUAUCGCGGUGGACUCGUAGAUGCCCAGAUCUACCAGCAAGAGAUUGGGCAGGCAUUCGGUCCAGACUUGGAUGUAUCGAAGGACCCUGAAGGGUUAUGCACCAAGGCUGAUGCACUGAUCUCGUUGAAUGCGGCCUUUGCUGAUCUGCCCCCUACUGAUGCGGAUGCUCUCCAGCGUACUCUGGCCGUCCGCUGGCAGUCACUGUCGACCGCUUUGGACGCAUUGACCGCGGCAUCUAAGUUGCCAAAUGCUGAGAAUCUACCCAAAAUUCAUAUUGCCCGUGGUGAUGCCGAAAUGCAGCGCUGGCGGCUAGGAACGGCGCCGUGGAACCAUUCACUGGCGCAGCAAAACAGCUCAACUCUUUUACGCAAUGCACAGACCUACUACCGAGGAGCCGCUGCUUUGGCUCGUCGAGAUGGAGCGGUUGAGGAAGAGCGAGAUGGGGUGCACAAGGAAGCUAUUGCUGCGGCCCUAGAGGGUCAAAAGGCCAAAAUCGACCAACUAAAGAACACGUCUAUGCAGCAACUAGUAGCUGUGGCUCAAGAGAUGGUUGAAGAUGGGAUGGUUGAAGGCGGAGUGAUGGGCAGCCUCAUAGCAUAG
Penicillium chermesinum is the source of this 1491-nucleotide messenger RNA. RefSeq lists its product as uncharacterized. The coding region runs from base 1 to 1491 and encodes 496 amino acids. The record is from RefSeq and is a predicted model, not a curated record. Gene Ontology annotation, molecular function: protein binding. NCBI's taxonomy places the organism in Eukaryota, Fungi, Ascomycota, Eurotiomycetes, Eurotiales, Aspergillaceae. The transcript is spliced from 4 exons.